CCAGUCGUGCAAGCUCUACUCAGUCAGUUUGGGUUUGAGGCAAAGGCGGGUCGAGGUUGUUGUGUCCGACUUGGCAAGACAGGAAACUUGCCGGACAGCUACUUUCCUCACCUUUAACGCCCCCGGAGAAGUGGAGAAACAGCAGACACAGCGACUGGAUAUGUCUCUCGGACAGUGUACGGCUUCUGCGUCCAACCGUGCUGUGAUCUUUUUCUGAAGCCGUGCGGUUCGUGUGUCGGAUUUAUUCCCUCUUGGACUCAGAAAGUUUGCCUGGACUCGGGGAAGGUUUCAUUCUAUUCCUGGACUGUUGCUGGUUAUUUCUGGACCGGGAAAAGCCUUCAGAGUUGUCGAGGAGGUUCUACGUUUGUGAUAUUUGAACUGUGGACGAAGACGCUAGCAGUGGCUAGCUGGAAGCAAGCCGAGGACCAUGACAUCUGCCCCGAACGUCCUUGCCAAGGCGCUGUAUGACAACAUCCCGGAGACUCCAGACGAGCUGGGGUUCCGUAAAGGCGACAUUGUGACGGUGCUGGAACAGAACACGCAGGGCCUGGAGGGAUGGUGGCUCUGCUCGCUGCACGGGCGCCAGGGCAUCGCCCCCGGCAACCGCAUGAAGCUCCUGGCGGGGAUGUACGACAAGCCGUUCUCUCCGACCCCACAACAACAGCCGCAACAGCCGCUGUACCAGACACCGGCAAAGGCAGCCGGGUACCAAGUGCCUCCCUCUCACCAGUACCAGUCCCCUCCCUCACACCAACCUCUGUACAAGGUGCCCAGCUCAGGGGGUAGCUACUCCACCCCCUCCCCCUUCUCCCCCUACUCCACCCCCUCCCCACAUGCAGUAUACAACGUGCCGACGUCCCACGGCGGGUUCGCCUCCACGUACCAGGUUCCGCCGAGCUCCGCGGGGUACCAGGUGCCGCCGGCAGCGCCGGGAUACGGUUACCCCGGACAGCAGACAAGCCCCGGUUACCAGGUCCUGCCGGGCGCUGUCCGAGAACAGAACUACCAGGUCCCACCCUCCCUACAGAGGCAGAGAAACUCAGCCACUAACAUCAAUACAAACAAGGUGGUGACCCCCAGACGAGUAGGACAGGUGUACCACUACGAGUCACCGACCAAACUGGAGCAGGAGACGUACGACACCCCGCCACAGCGCAGCCAGCAGGCCGCGCUACACGGCAGGCAGCACUCCGGCGGCCCGCAGGAGUUCUACGACACCCUGCCCAAGAGAGACGACGGGCCCAGGAAGCAGAGGCCAGACAUCUACGACAGCCCCUCCAAGAUGUCCAAGCCGCCGUCAGAGACCUAUGACUCGCCGCGAUCCAACAGAUCCAGCAUGGAGAUCCUUGACACGUACGACACGCCAAAGUCUAACCGAUCCAGCAUGGAGAUCCUAGAUGUUUAUGACAUUCCCAAGUCCGACAAGCUGGCGUUCGAGCCGGCUGAAGUGUACGACGUUCCUAAGUCCACGCUGGGCGGUAGUGAACUCGGAAUGACUUACGACACUCCGCCUCGGCUGAAGCGCACCCAGCGACUCCCGAGCGACCUGGAAUACGACGUACCUGACUCUCCGAAGAAGAAAUCUAUGGAUCCAGAAGAGGUGUACGACAAGCCGCCUCCCCCUAAAGAGGCGUAUCCACAAGAUGUUUACGAUAUUCCAAUGAACAACGCCCCUGCUGAGAUUUAUGAUGUACCCAGUAAGGACGCUGGGAUCAAAGUCAUGGCUGUUCCUCCGCAAAAGGCGGGACACACCGAGGAUGACUAUGACGACUACGUGUACGACGUUCCGCCACAGGUGUCGCGAGAUCAGCCAAAUGGCACGACAUUCACGAGCUCCCGGCGCUCACUGGACGAAGUCGACAGCGGUUUCAAUAGGCUAUCGGUGUCCACAACGUCAUCAACGUCAUCAGAGUCUCUCACCAUGAUACCUCCUGGGAAGGAACUGAACCUUGACCUGCACGCUGCCAUGGACCUGUUGGGAAAACUGCAGAGCGAAGUCGACUAUGCGGUGUCACGGUUGCUGAGCUUCGUCAACAAGGACUGGCGCAAGAAGGAGAGCAUGGAGAAGAACGGCGCAGAGGUCAAGACAAACUGCCUGAAGGUCAAGACGGCGUUAGGAGAGUUCAUCGAGUUCGCUCACGGUGCUAUCGCCAACUCCAUGAAGGCUGCCGACCGUAGCCUACACAAGAAGCUGUCGCGGCAUCUCAUGCCUCUUCAGGAUACUCACGACGCUCUCGUCAAGACGAGCAAGGCACUGGAGGCCAACGAGUGGUCGAUGGACUGUAUGGUCAAGAAUCAAAUCACGACGGUGCCGGACGACUUGGACCAGUUUGUGUCGGCGUCUCGCGGUGUGCCAGAAGACGUCAAGCAGCUUGCGUCCUUCAUCCACGGGAAUUCGCUCCUCUUGUUCAAACGCGGCAAGACGGUGGCAGAAAUGGCGAAGAGUGCGCAACAGCAGCAGGGGUCGCCUCCCCUGUCUCCCGACGCAGACAAGCCGGCCCUCAAACCCAAGCCGGUGUGGCUGAAGAGGGAUAGUACGGAUGGGGAAACCUCCCCACCCAUCGCAAACCCCAGCAGGGAAAGCUCAAAGAAAGAAGUCCAAUCUCGCCCCCUCCCCGCGCCUCCCCAAGAGAAGAGCUCAGACAACGACUCCUGCAUUGCGGACACUGAGCUAGAAGAAGAAAACCUGUACGAAAACGACAGCAAAGACUGGAUGGAGGAUUACGACUACGUCCACCUUCAGGAGAAGGAGGCGUUUGAAAGGCAGCAGCGUAAGCUACUGGAACAGCAGAGGGUGGAGAAGGAGAACAUGGAGAAAGACCAAGUCCACCAGUUUGAGAAACUGGAGCAGGAGGUGUCCAGGCCGGUGGAGUCCCACAUGAACAACUGGACGCCCCCUGCAAACCUGGGGCCCACGCACCUUUGCCGCACGGACAAAGAACUCCUCGUCUUCUAUAGCCAACAGAUGAACUCUCACGUGACAACGCUACUGAACGCCAUCGACGCGUUCUUCACGUGCGUGGAGAGAAGCGAGUCGCCCAAGAUUUUUGUUGCACACAGCAAGUUUGUCAUCCUGGCAGCACACAAGCUGGUUUUCGUGGGAGACACUCUAUUCCGUUCCAUCGAACACAAUGACAUUCGCAAUAAGAUCAUGCACUGCAGCAACUUGCUGUGCGACACACUGAAGAUGGUGGUCGGCGCUACGAAAACGGCAGCGCUACAGUACCCGUCGGUCGCGGCCCUGCAGGAUAUGGUAGAUCGCGUGACCGAGAUUUCUCACGCGUCGCAACAAUUGAACAUUACAGUAGGCCAGGCAGCCACCUUAUAACCUAACAUGGCGUAAGCUUGUACAGUACUUACAAAAACAAUGCUCUGUGAAUGGGACAUGUGUCCCAGUUAUUCCCACAAUGAAAAUGGUAUCUACUUACCAAGAAUUUUUGUGAAGGGUAAAAACAUGUACAUAGGAGAUCACGCUUAAACUUAAAAGUUGCAUUGAACAUUUUGUGCUCUAUCUUUGUUUUUGUCAGAAAAGAAAAUUUAUUGAAAGAAAUGUAUGUUUUGUGCAAAGUACUACUUAUGAUAAAGGUUGAUCAUGCAAGUAUAACAACUUUCUAAUUUGGUAAUAAGAAAAAGUAACUUAACUAAUCUAGACUAUUUUUGAGGAAGAAAAAGGUGUGAAAACAGAGUUUGUAUUGGAAAAAAUUCUGCCGGAUUUGUGGUUGCAUUUUGAGAGUUUGAGAUGAGAUGCAAUAUUUGAAAGUUUUUGGCAGUGCCUCGAGGGCAAAGCCAUUUACAGAAACAGGAAUAUUUGAGAGUUAGGCAUAGGGUAAGCCAAGAUUGCAAUGUGAUCCUCAAACGAUUAAUGUUUGUAUAUCAAGUGUACAUAAACCUAACGUGGUUAUGUUGGAGCUUCUCUCUCAUUUUGGUUUUGCUUCACUUCAAGUUUUGCACUUAAAGAAAAAAAAAAGCACAGAAGAACCACAUGGUUUUUAGGUGUCUUGUCAGAAUCACAGAAGUUUACUACGAGCCUUAACACUUGUACAGACGAUCUCUAAAGCACUGUAUGUCAUCUGCUGAGAGAACUUGAAUAUAGAAACAGAAUUCAGCCUCUUGUAGAAUAUCCCACAGAGUGGCUAUCAAUGUAAUCCUGAGGGGUAGGGGGACAAUUCUUCUGACAUUCUCUGAUACAGAUGCAGCCUAAGAGAUUCAAAUGAAGAGAUUCAGAAUUUCUUAGUUAGUUAAACAACUAUUUUACAAACAUGAUGCCCUAAAUUAGUAGGCUGACAUUGGUAGUUGCGAAGUGGGGUCGGUAGCCGUAUAGAGUUUUCACAAUAUUGACUACAAGGACAUUCUCUCCAGAUGUAUAGGACACCGCUAAUCACAGAAUAAUAAACUGUUAAUAUGGA
Branchiostoma belcheri (Belcher's lancelet) is the source of this 4406-nucleotide messenger RNA. Its product is annotated as breast cancer anti-estrogen resistance protein 1-like. The coding region runs from base 428 to 3328 and encodes 966 amino acids. The record is from RefSeq and is a predicted model, not a curated record. Gene Ontology annotation, molecular function: protein binding. NCBI's taxonomy places the organism in Eukaryota, Metazoa, Chordata, Leptocardii, Amphioxiformes, Branchiostomatidae. Gene Ontology annotation, cellular component: cytoplasm; plasma membrane. Gene Ontology annotation, biological process: cell migration; cell surface receptor protein tyrosine kinase signaling pathway. The transcript has 3 exons.